This is a messenger RNA of Cynara cardunculus var. scolymus (artichoke), 3482 nucleotides long. Its product is annotated as importin beta-like SAD2. NCBI's taxonomy places the organism in Eukaryota, Viridiplantae, Streptophyta, Magnoliopsida, Asterales, Asteraceae. The transcript has 20 exons. Bases 46 to 3288 code for a protein of 1080 amino acids. Gene Ontology annotation, cellular component: nuclear envelope; cytosol. The record is from RefSeq and is a predicted model, not a curated record. Gene Ontology annotation, biological process: protein import into nucleus.
UGAGCUAGGGUUCCGUCGUACCGUCAUCCCAUCGAUUCAAGCAACAUGGAAUCAACUUCCCGUGUAGCCCAGCUUCUCGACAGCACUCUCAGCCCAGAUGGUGAAGUUCGCCGUUCUGCCACCGAGGCCCUCGACUGCCUCUCUUUGAACCCCGAUUUUUCCUUUGCUCUAAUCUCCAUCGCCGUCGGAGGGGAGAAUCAUGGUCAAAGUAUUGCUGCGGCAACAUAUCUAAAGAACUUGACAAGACGGAACACGAUUGAUGGUGGGGCAGCUUCAAGAGCCAGCAAGGAGUUUAGAGAUGUGCUUGUACGUGCUUUGCUUCAAGCAGAACCUGCGAUCUUGAAAGUGUUGAUUGAAGCGUUCCGUCCUAUUGUUGAUGCUGAAUUUGUGAAGCAUAAUAUGUGGCAUGAACUGGUACCUGAGCUGAGAUCAGUUAUUCAAGAUAGUGACCUGGUUAAUAAAAGUGGGAAUUCUAGAUGGAAGGCCAUCAAUGGCCUUACAGUUCUCCAGUCAGUGAUCAGACCAUUCCAGUACUUUUUGAAUCCGAAAGUGGCAAAGGAGCCAGUUCCAUCACAGCUGGAGCUAAUUGCACAAGAAAUUCUAGUACCUUUAAUUACUGUAUUUCAUCAACGUGUUGAGGAUCUGUGUAUUCAAAAUAUAGUUGAAAUGGACGCUGAGAAGAGCCUUCUGAUUAUGAGCAAGUGCAUCUAUUAUGCUGUGAGAUCACAUAUGCCAUCUGCUUUGGUCUCUCUGCUUCCUUCUCUAUGUCGUGAUUUAAUUCGCAUCCUUCACUCGCUAAGAUUUCAAGAUUAUGGUUCUUUUGAAGAUGGAUACAUGCUGAGGUUGAAGACUGGGAAGAGAAGUUUGCUCAUUUUCUGUGCCCUUAUCACCCGACAUAGGAAGUUCUCGGAUAAACUCAUGCCGGACAUCAUAAAUUCAGUUGUCAAAUUAGUCAACCUUAAAACAGACUUCAGUAAGUUGGAUACUCUGGCAGAGAGGAUUGUGUCAUUAGCUUUUGAUGUCAUAUCUCGACUUCUAGAAACGGGCCCAGGAUGGAGACUUGUUUCGCCACACUUUUCAUCUUUACUAGAAUCUGCAAUUUUUCCAGCAAUAGUAAUGAAUGAAAAGGAUAUUACAGAGUGGGAAGAAGAUUCAGAUGAGUACAUAAGAAAGAAUCUUCCUUCUGAAUUGGAAGAAAUUUCAGGAUGGAGAGAGGACUUGUUCACUCCAAGAAAAAGUGCAUUAAACUUACUUGGUGUUAUUUCAAUAUCAAAGGGCCCACCUGUUGUGGCCUCAGUGACAUCCAAGCGUAAAAAAGGUGAAAAGAACAAACAAAAAGGUCGCAGUUCUAUGGGGGAGUUGUUGGUGCUCCCUUUUUUGUCUAAGUUCCCUAUUCCAUCUGAUGUAAAUACACCAGUAACGAAGACUACAAAUGAUUAUUAUGGCGUUUUGAUGGCAUAUGGCAGCCUUCUAGAUUUUCUGAGGGAGCAGAAACCAGCAUAUACAACUUUGCUCAUUCGAUCUGGGGUGCUACCGUUGUACAAUGCAUCUUGUCAUCCUUAUUUGGUUGCUUCUGCUAACUGGAUACUUGGAGAGCUUGUUUCCUGUAUUCCUGAAGAUAUGAGUUCUGAAAUCUAUUCCUCGUUGUUAAAAGCCCUGGCAAUGCAAGACAUGGAGGAUCUUUCAUGCUACCCUGUAAGGGUAUCUGCUGCUGGUGCAAUUGCUCAACUUGUAGAGAAUGACUUCUUUCCACCUGAGUGGUUACCAAUUCUUCAAGUUGUAGUUGGUAGAAUAAGAGACAAUGGUGAGGAGACCUCCAUUAUGUUUGAACUUCUUAAAACUUUGGUGGAGGCUGGAGGUGACAUUGUUGCUUCACAUAUCCCACAUAUUAUUUCACUGCUGGCUGAAGAUAUUUUGAAGCAUAUUCCUCCUAGUCCGGAGCCAUGGCCCCAAGUGGUUGAGCGAGGUUUUGCAGCAUUAUCAGUAAUGGCUCAGUGCUGGGAAGAAUCUUUGCCUGAGGAAGUGGUGAAUGAUUUGACAAAUGAUGUUGUGGUUUCUGGUCGAGCCACCAUUGCCAAAGCUUUUAUAGAUCUCUUGCAAGAGGCUUGGCUGAGACCUGCUGAAGUGGAAGGCCAAGUGGUAGAAUUGCCCCCUUCAUGCUGUAUAGACGAUUCAUCAACAUUACUCACAUUCAUCAUGUCUGAUGUUAAUGGAAGUGACAUGCUUCAGAAGCAAAAAGUCUCUGAGGUGUUGCUAGUUUGGGCUGAUCUGAUUUCAAACUGUCAUUCUUGGGAGGAAGAGGAGGAUUCACCAAUCUUCAAUUGCAUCAAAGAAGCUGCAUGUCUGCACAAGAGAGUUUCUUUGAUGAACUUUAUUGUCGGAUCAAUUCCCUCGCCUCAUUCCCUACCCGUACGUCAACAUUCUAUCAUUGAAGGAAUUUGUGGCUUUGUCAGCGAUGCCUUCUUACAAUAUCCAUCUGCGAUUUAUAGAGCCUCCUCUUCUGUUCAUAUACUUGUGCAUCUUUCGACUUAUUCAACUGAAGAACAACAUAUAAUGCAUGCAAUGACCACAACAUUCUGCCAGUCUGCAUUUUCUUGUUUCAGACAAAAGCAAUCAAAACCUUCUCCUCUUUGGAAACCAUUGUUGCUUGCCAUAUCUUCAUGCUAUAUAUGCUAUCCCGAUAUUGUUGAGAAUGCUUUGGAGAAGGAUCAACAUGAAGGUUUCAGAGUCUGGGCCUUGGCUCUUUUCUCCAUCUCUUCAAGCAAGUUUGAACAUGGACCAUCAACGGAGUCUGAAAUUAAGUUGACUGUAAUGACAUUAGUGAAGUUGAUGACCCGGCUGCUAAUGGGGAAUCAGAGUAGUGGCUUGUUAUGGCAGUGCUUUGCUGCAGUGAUUGAAGCAUCUGUGCGGUUGAAAGAAGUUCAAGAGGAGGAAGAAGAUGUUGAUGAAAAUGAAGAUGAGAAUACAAGUGAUGAUGAGAGUGAAGACACAGAUGAUGAGGAUUCGGAGGAUGAUGUACAUGAAGAAACGGAAGAAGAAUUUUUGGAGAGGUGUGCACAAGCAGCCGUUGAGUUGGAAAAUGGGACUGGUGUGGAAGAAGCAGCCGAGGAAGAUGAAGAGCAAGAAAUAGAAUUGGGAGAGUUGGAAGAAGUUGAUCCCCUAAGCAUUCUGCAGUCAUUGAUAGAAAAGAAUCACCAAAUACUUUUGCAAGGACCGGAGUUGCCACAAGAACUCGUUACGAGCUUUGUUAAUGCCUUCCCUGAAACCGCCAUCUUCUUUCACAGAUGAGUCUUCUUUUUGUACCAUUUUUGUACUUCAAUUAAGCUGAUUGCUGAUUGCUGAUUGCUGAUUGCUGAUUGCUGAUUGCUGAUUGCUGAUUGCUGAUGGCUGGUGAAGAAGAUGUUAUUCUUCAAGUGUAAUUGCUUCUUGAUUGUAUUUGUUUAAAUUGAUUAUUCUCUUUGGAUACGCUUGAAUUGAAUAAA